Molecule: messenger RNA, 1167 nt
Organism: Scomber japonicus (chub mackerel)
Lineage: Eukaryota; Metazoa; Chordata; Actinopteri; Scombriformes; Scombridae
Gene: gpr45
Product: G protein-coupled receptor 45
Exons: 1
Coding region: 7-1167 (386 amino acids)
Biological process (GO): G protein-coupled receptor signaling pathway
Cellular component (GO): membrane
Molecular function (GO): G protein-coupled receptor activity
Source: RefSeq, a predicted model, not a curated record
GCUGCUAUGGCUUUUUGUAAUGAAAGCUUUCUGGACGGGUGUGACUUCAUGGAGCCGGACAAUGUAGAGCAAGCAGAAGAAAGUAUCUCAUCAGAAGCUGGGAGUCCUCUCAUAUCGGUCACUCUGCGUGUGACCCUGGCAGCCAUAAUGAUCUUCAUGAUCACUAUUGGUUUCCUGGGCAACGCGAUUGUGUGUCUGAUUGUUUACCAGAAACCUGCCAUGCGUUCUGCCAUUAACCUCCUCCUCGCCACACUGGCUUUCUCCGACAUCAUGCUCUCUGUGCUCUGCAUGCCCUUCACUGCGGUCACAGUGGCCACUGCUGACUGGAGCUUUGGGAGUGGUUUCUGCCGUGCAUCCAUCAUGCUGUACUGGCUGUUUGUUCUGGAGGGCGUGUCCAUCCUCCUCAUAAUCAGUGUGGACCGUUUCCUCAUCAUUGUGCAGCGGCAGGACAAGUUGACCCCACAUAGGGCCAAACUGUUGAUUGUAGGGUCAUGGAUGUUGAGCCUGUGUGUAUCUCUGCCAUCUGUGGUUGGGUGGAGGACAGGUGCUGCAGGCAUUGGGGGCGCCUGGGCACCUCAGUGUGUGCUGGGAUACAGUGAGUCUCUAGCAGACCGUGGGUACACAGUACUGUUGGCAGUCGCAGUAUUCUUUGUACCAUUUGCGGUCAUGCUGUACUCCUACAUGUGCAUCCUCAACACGGUGCGCCGCAACACCCUGCGCAUCCAUAACCAUACCAGUGAGCACUCCUGCCUUCCAGCCCUCAACCAAGUCAGCAAAAUGAGACUUAUUGGGCUGCAGCGGCCCCCUCAGAUCAAGGUGGACAUGAGCUUUAAGACACGAGCCUUCACUACUAUCCUUAUCCUCUUUGUUGGCUUCUCGGUGUGCUGGUUGCCUCACACAGUGGUCAGCCUGCUGGCCGUGUUCAGCCGGCAGUUCUACUACAGCUCGGUCUUCUACCCAAUCAGCAUAGGAGCUCUGUGGCUCAGCUACCUAAAGACAGUCUUCAACCCCGUCAUCUACUGCUGGAGGAUCCGAAAGUUCAGAGAGGCCUGUCAGGAGUUCAUUCCUAAGAGUUGCAGACUGUGUCCCAGAGUGCAAGGCAGGAGCCGGAGGAGAGUGAGACCUAGCAAUAUCUAUGUGUGCAGUGAGACUCAGUCAGCUGUGUGA